AUGUCGCAGCCGCAGGAUGAUAAUGUGAUGCGAAGGAAACUUGUGAUAAUUGGCGAUGGUGCUUGCGGAAAGACCAGCUUACUCAGUGUCUUCACCCUCGGGUACUUCCCAACUCAUUACGUGCCGACGGUGUUCGAAAACUACGUGACGGAUUGCCGAGUCGACGGCCGCUCGGUCCAAUUGGCUCUUUGGGAUACAGCAGGACAAGAAGACUAUGAGCGUUUGCGACCAUUGGCAUAUUCCAAGGCCCAUGUCAUCCUCAUUGGAUUUGCGAUGGAUACUCCAGAUUCGUUGGAGAACGUGAAACAUAAGUGGAUCGAAGAAGCAAACGAGCGCUGUCCUGGUGUGCCGAUCCUGCUAGUCGGAUUGAAGAAGGACCUUCGCGAAGAUCCACUGGCAAUCGAAGAAAUGCGCAAGAAGUCCCUCAAGUUCGUGACAACGAAGGAGGGCAAUGAUAUUGGAACAUCAAUUGGAGCUCGCAAAUACCUCGAAUGCUCGUCUCUGACAGGUGAAGGCGUCGACGAUGUCUUUGAAGCUGCUACCCGUGCAGCGCUGCUCACAUUCGACAAGCGCAAAAGUUCAUGCUGUGUGGUUAUCUGA
Molecule: messenger RNA, 600 nt
Organism: Penicillium canescens
Lineage: Eukaryota; Fungi; Ascomycota; Eurotiomycetes; Eurotiales; Aspergillaceae
Gene: rho2
Exons: 5
Coding region: 1-600 (199 amino acids)
Biological process (GO): small GTPase-mediated signal transduction
Molecular function (GO): GTPase activity; GTP binding
Source: RefSeq, a predicted model, not a curated record